Messenger RNA from Protopolystoma xenopodis, 231 nucleotides. Lineage: Eukaryota; Metazoa; Platyhelminthes; Monogenea; Polystomatidea; Polystomatidae. The record is from the annotation of a GenBank genome assembly.
AUGAUGAGCAUGUACAGGUUGAGAGGUCAGCCCACUUGUGCUACCAUCGGCGGAUGGGUUAUUCUGCUGACUCGCAGUCGUUCUGGUGGCGGAAUACGUGAGACUGGAAUGGCUGGACUAAGCUCAGCUGAAGGUGGCCCGUGUCGUGGAGACAGUACGUUUUGGCACAAAUGCUCUCUGAAGUGGCGGCCCAAAUACUCCGGGGUUUCAAGAGGGGACGGAUCGAGUUAA